AUGAAGCUAGCAAAGACCUUAGUCAUUGUAUUAAUAGUCAUGGUUUUAUUCAUGGCUCGUAUCAAUGCUAUUAUUGACAAUGAAACAGAAGAAGAAGAAAACUUCGUACAGGAAGAAGAAGUUCCUGCACUGGACUCUGACUCGGUUUCAACUGACCUCUCUUCUACCGAAAGCGAACAGUCUUCUUUCCAAGGAUUGGGCCGGUUCCUCCUAGCCAAGAACAAGCGGAAGCAACUCAAAUGCAACAAGAACCCUCGAAUUUGCCGGGCUAAGGGCAGCCCAGGGCCCUUCUGUUGUAAGAAGAAAUGCGUAGACGUGAGGAUGGACCGACUCAACUGCGGUCUCUGUGGGAAGAAGUGCAAGUACAAUGAGACAUGUUGUAAGGGCAAAUGCAUCAACGUAGCAUUCGACAAGAGGCACUGUGGACGUUGCAACAACCGCUGCGGAAGUGGGGAUUUUUGUUCAUAUGGCCUGUGCAGUUAUGCUUAG
Magnolia sinica is the source of this 489-nucleotide messenger RNA. RefSeq names its product stigma-specific STIG1-like protein 1. NCBI's taxonomy places the organism in Eukaryota, Viridiplantae, Streptophyta, Magnoliopsida, Magnoliales, Magnoliaceae. The transcript has a single exon. The record is from RefSeq and is a predicted model, not a curated record. The coding region runs from base 1 to 489 and encodes 162 amino acids.